Adineta steineri is the source of this 576-nucleotide messenger RNA. The record is from the annotation of a GenBank genome assembly. Lineage: Eukaryota; Metazoa; Rotifera; Eurotatoria; Adinetida; Adinetidae.
AUGGGUAAUAACGGACAACGGAUAAAAUAUGGUAAACAAUUAACUGAUGCUAAUGUUGCUGAAUUAUCAGGUCUAUCCGGUUUUACACCAGAUCAAGUACGCGAUUGGCAUGCGGGUUUUUUGAAAGAUUGUCCAACUGGAAAAUUAAAUAAAAAAAAAUUCGUCGACGUUUAUAAACAAUUUUAUCCGUCAGGAAAAGCUGAAAAAUUUUGUGAAUAUGUUUUUCGUACAUUUGAUAAUGAUAGUUCAGGCAAUAUUGAUUUUGGUGAAUUUUUAAUUGCAAUUUCAAUAACUGCUCAACAAGAACCAAAGAAAAAAUUAGAAUGGGCAUUUUCAAUGUAUGAUAUUGAUCGUAAUGGUUAUGUUGACAAGAAAGAAAUGAAGAAAAUUAUGGAAGCUAUUUUUGAUCUUCUUGGUGAGGAAAGAAAAGGUAACAAUUCGCCAGAAGUAAAAGUCGAUCAAAUAUUUCAAAAAAUGGAUGCAAAUGGUGAUGGAAAAUUAUCAAAAGAAGAAUUUGUUAAUGGUUGUUUAGGAGAUGAUUAUUUAAGAAGAUUACUUGCACCAUCAGCUUCUUAA